Molecule: messenger RNA, 1801 nt
Organism: Conger conger (European conger)
Lineage: Eukaryota; Metazoa; Chordata; Actinopteri; Anguilliformes; Congridae
Gene: wbp4
Product: WW domain binding protein 4
Exons: 10
Coding region: 148-1371 (407 amino acids)
Biological process (GO): mRNA splicing, via spliceosome
Cellular component (GO): nucleus; precatalytic spliceosome
Molecular function (GO): RNA binding; protein binding; zinc ion binding
Source: RefSeq, a predicted model, not a curated record
UUGACUCUUGAGGAUAUCCGUAGUCGACGUCAUCAGACAAAGACGAAUAUUCGCGUAGCCUCCGUGCGUGAAUUUAAGGAAUGGUUUUCCAAUUCUUGAUGUCCGUAAAAGCUUGGAAAUACGCUAGAUAAGGUCACCGUUGUCACCAUGGCUGACUAUUGGAAAUCUCAGCCCAAAAAAUUCUGCCAGUACUGCAAGUGCUGGAUUGCCGACAACAAACCGAGUGUUGAGUUUCACGAAAGGGGGAAGAAUCAUAAAGAAAAUGUGGCUGCCAAAAUCGCAGAGAUUAAGAAGAAGAGCAUUGAUAAGGCCAAGCAGGAGGACCGCAUGUCGAAGGAGUUUGCGGCAAUGGAGGAGGCGGCGAUGAAGGCGUUUCAGGCGGAUCUGAAACGGCUGGAGGCCGAAUCCGCCACGACAGAAGCUCAACAUGCAAAGCCUGCCCCCAAGGCUGAAGCGGCCAGUAGCAGCGCAACGGGGGCGUGGCUUGAGGGCGUUUCUGAAGAAGGACACACCUACUACUACAACACACUGACUGGGGAAUCCCAGUGGGAGAAACCAAAAGGCUUCCGGGGGAAAGAAAAUAAAUCCAAACAGAGGCAAGCAAAUAAGAAACCUCCGAAGAGAUGUCCAUGGAAUGCAGCCCAGAGCCCAGAAGGCUACACCUACUAUUACAACACAGAGACGGGCGAGAGCAGCUGGGAGAGGCCGGGGGGGUACCGUUCCCCGGAGAGGACGGCCGAGAGCGGAAACACGCCCGGGCAGGAGGGCCCUCCGCCCCCCCUGCCUGACCCCCCCACAGCGGAGGGGGAGAGCGCUGAGAAGCCCGCUCUGGGGCCAGAGGGAGGCAGGGCCCCGCAGGUCGCCAAGAUCAGCUUCAGGAAAAGAAAACUAGACGGGCCUCCAGAGGGCGGAGCUGAAGAGGCCGACGGCGCAGAGGAUGAUGGGAAAGAGGAAGCGGAAGACACACGCGAGGAACCCGCUCCGUGUGACGACAAAAAGGAGGAAGAGGAGGAGGAGAAAGAGGUGGAGAAAGAGGAAAAUAAAGAGGAGGUGAAAGAGAAGGAGGAGAAGAAGAAGGAGGAGGUGGUGGUCGUGGUGAAGAAGCCCAGGAAGACGAACCCGUACGGGGCCUGGGAGCAGAUUCAGGAGGAGAAGGACCCGUAUGAGGACGUGGAUCUGCAGCUCCCCAAGGUGGACGGAGGGGGUACUGCGCCGGCGCCCUCUGAGCUGCCCCCGGAGCCCAAGGUGAAGUUCAGGGAGCGGACCAUCACCUCGCUGGGGGACGAGUCCGGAGCGGGCACGGUGUUCCGGAAGAGGAGGGCGGAAAACGGGAAGUCCAGGAGUCUCCGGCAGAGGGCGGGGGACGACUGAGUCCGACGUUCCUGUGUUAAACACGGACACACGGACUCCGACUCAGAACACGUUGACACUCUUUUUAAGAAACUGAACUGUCUGGGUUUUAAGGAAUGUUGUUUUUUUUGGUUACCAGUUUCAACAGCAGGUCUGACUGGACACCUUUCUCCCCCCCCCCGUCCCACUUGACGCCAGAACAUUCUUAUCCAAGCAGGUUUUUGACCAUCUCUAUGAGCGGAUUGUGUGUUUCAUUGUAUUUUUGUUUUUUAAAUGCCUACAGUUAAAAAUUUGAAUAGGACACAUACUUAUUCUUGAUGGAUGGUGAUUCAUAACAUUUUUUGCCCUCAUGAAAUACCUGUAUGGAUUGUAAGUCUGCCUCCUUGUCUUUGAUUUUUAAAAAUGUUGGAAGUUUACAACCAAGAAGAAUUUUGAAUAAAAUAUUAAACUG